CUUUGUCUUAUCUUUCACUCGCUCUCUCUCUCUCUCCAUCCAUCUUUGCAACGGCUCUCUCUGUCGUCAUUUCAAUUCAAACUCUGCUCAUCUCUUCUCACUUUUUUAAAAAGACGACUCUUGCUGCUUCGACACUACUUCUUUUAGUUCACUACCCAAAUCCCUAAUCUCAAAUGCCAAAAACUCCCAGUCUCAAAUCUGUUUUGAGCUUCGCUGAUCUUACCCAUUCCGCAAAAACCCCAAAUCUUCUCCUUUGUUUUGCUUGUCUGGUUUAAUUAAAUCUCAUUUUUGUGUUUUGCCUCCCCUUUCUCCGUCGAUUGUGAGAUUAAAGUGGAGAGCUUUGGUCGAUUGUUAGGGCAAGAUCUUCUAGCGCCAAAAAGUUUCCGAUUUGGCUCGAUCCAAUUUGCAAAAGUAACACAUCUGGGUUCUCAUUUCUCUGAAUUUUGGUAAUCUUCGACUUCUAGACAGGGUUUCUGCAAAUUAUACUUGAUGAAUGGAUCCUUUUAAGUAAAAACAAAAUGAGAUCUUUGGCAUCCUAAGAGAUAGGUGGAACUAAGAUGGACGUUGUUGAGAGAAAAAGGCCAAGAGGAGCGUUUCUAAAUCUGUUUGAUUGGCAUGGAAAAUCCAGGAAGAAGCUUUUCUCAUCCAAUACCUCCCAACUCUCUGAAGAAUCUAGGCAAGCAAAAGAGAAUGUUCAGAACCCCUCUAUUACGCCGCAGUCUGUUUUUGAGGUCGAUCAGACUGUCAAGAACUCAACUUACAACCCGAGAAGUGACUCGAGCUGUUGUGCUUCAUCUGUAACUAGUGAUGAUGGAAAUGUGGUUAGAGCACCGAGUGUGGUGGCGAGGCUUAUGGGAUUGGAGGGUUUACCGCUACCAAAUGUUUUGGAACCGCGGCUUAAUCCUGAUCUUGAUCCAUACUUCCUCAGAUCCUCACGCCAGGCAAGUACUUGGGAUGCUAAUGUUGAUCAUCUGAGUGAAUUCGAUGGCGUCUCUUGCGAUCAUUUGGAUUCAAGAACGAGUAAAGGGCCACGUAAGCGGAUGAUUGAGCGGUUUCAAACCGAAACCUUACCCCCUAGAUCAGCUAAACCGAUCUCCGUCACUCACAAUAAGCUAUUGUCUCCAAUAAGGAAUCCUGGAUUUGUUCCAUCUAGGAACCCUGCCUAUGUAAUGGAAGCUGCUUCAAGAAUGAUUGAGCAAAGUCCACGGAUGAUUGCAAGAACACGGGUGGUGUCAUCGUCUGAUUCUUCUUCGCCAGUUCCAUUGAGGAUUCGAGAUUUGAAAGAGAAACUAGAAGCUGCACAGAAAGCAUCAACUUCAGUUCCUCAAAUCUAUAAUGAUGCUCGCAACAGUAGGUACCUAAGAGGAGAUCAAAACGAGAAGAAAACUACAGUAUUGGCAACAAGCAGUUGUGAUGGGUUGAAAGGUGAAGUGAAGCCACCUUCUUUCUCUGCGCAAGCAAAGGCCAGAAGUAAUCAGAAGCAAGACAGCUCAACAACGUCCUCCAGUGGCAACAAGAGGAUGUCUUCGGGACAAAAGGAGAAAGCGGAAGCAAAGAACAGGGCAGUUAAAAGCCAAAACAGUAUCAAAGGAUCUUCCUUGAGCACAGGGAAGAAUGUGCUUCAGCAGAACUACCAGAAGCAGAACUGCAGGGACAAUCAGCAAUCCAGAAAAGUAAUGAACAAAGUAGUAAAUAAGGUAAUUGUAGAAAGUGGAUCUAUAUCAAAGAGCCCUGGAUUUACUAUGGCAUCAGCAGAAAAAACCACUUCCUUACCUUUAUCCCGCAAAAAGAGUCUUCCUCGAAACAAAAAACCGCGGAAUGGGGUGCAAGAAUCAGGAAUUUAUGAAGAUAAGCGGAUCAAAAGGGGUGAAAAGUCGAUAAAAUGUAACAUUUCCAGUGAUGGCGACUCAAGUAUGAGUAAAGAUGAUCAGAAAAAGGACAUGGAUGUGAUAUCUUUUACUUUCUCAUCUUCAAUCAAAGGUUUAUCAUCUCAUUUACAAGGACCCAAACAAGAUGCAGACUCUGCUGUAAAGUUCAAUGUGAUAGGCGGUGAUUCUUUAAAUGCGCUUUUGGAGCAAAAACUCAGGGAGUUGACCUCAAAGAUUGAAUCAUCUAGCUCUAGCUUGAUCCAAGAAGAGUCUUUGAGUUCCAUUUCAAAGGAUAGAGCCAAUGGAAUGAUUUCCUCGCCAUCAAAAUAUAGUGAAUUGACUGAUAACAGUCUUGAUAGAGUUUUAACAGAGAGUGAAACUGUUUCUGACGGCACUUCAUUCUAUAACAACCAGAAAGUCCAGAAGAAGAUGAUGAUACAAGGAGAAGAACAAGAAGUUAGCAGCAUCACCACUCUUACAGAAGCCGAUGAUUUUGCACCAUCCUUCAGCAAGAGUAACUCAGAUUGCAGACAUGACAGAGAAUAUGGCAUGAAACAGAGUUCAUCAGAUCAAGAGCUCACUUGGGUUUCAUCAAACGAGUCCCAGUACACCUUAGAUGAAACAGAUUCAGCAACACCGGAAUGGGAGAUCGAGUACAUAACCGAGAUACUCAACUCUGGGCAGCUCAUGUUUCAAGACUUGGCCUCAGGGACAGCCACUAAUGAAUCAUUAUUACCCUCGAGCCUCUUUGAUGAAAUGGAAUGCUCUAGAGGAGCUGCAAUGUCAAUGAAGACAGAAAGAAAGGCGCUUUUCGACUGUGUGAAUCAGUGCUUAGCAGUAAAAUUUGAAAGGAUGUUAAUUGGAAGCUGCAAAGGGAUGAUGAUGUCAGGUGGGAUUUUGUUGGAACAUAGAGGUCUAUUGGCUGAAGAACUGAACAGAGAAGUAAAAGGGUUGAAGAAGAUGAGAGAGAUGAUGAUCGACGAGCUUGUGGAUCAUGACAUGAGCUGUUUCGAAGGGAGGUGGAUUGGUUACGAAAGAGAGAUGUUUGAGGAAGGCAUUGACAUGGAAGGAGAGAUUGUCUCUGCGUUAGUUGAUGAUUUAGUUAGUGAUCUUUUCUCUAAUAGUGUUUCUAAACGGUCGUUGUAACUUGUAUUUUCUUUUUAAGAAGCUUCUUCUGAUUCUGAAAUUGUCUGAACAAAACAAGUUAUCUGAAUAUACGGUGUUGAUUAGAAUUGGUA
Molecule: messenger RNA, 3106 nt
Organism: Capsella rubella
Lineage: Eukaryota; Viridiplantae; Streptophyta; Magnoliopsida; Brassicales; Brassicaceae
Exons: 6
Coding region: 558-3014 (818 amino acids)
Source: RefSeq, a predicted model, not a curated record